CCUCUAAGCACACGGCGUUGUCCCUAGUAAUACUAAAAUUACCAACUCGCGGAUGUUAGACCAUGAGUUCUGCACCUGGCGUCCCUCAUUUAAUCAUGGAAACGAUAUAUGCACAAGCAUGUACACGCACUCAGAAGUCCUGCAUAGGGUCUUCAGGUACCAGUAUAGCCCACAGGCACUAGGGAGGUCAGUGUUGUCAGCGCAUGACCGCUGCGAUCGGCUAAAAGCUAGAUACUGUGAGUUGGGGGAGUGGCUAAACAGCCUUCCAACACCGUUAAACAAGGCGCAUGAUCAUAUUUUCAUAGAAACACUUAGGCACAAGACUCAGCAGCUACGCAGAGCGUUCCACAUCUUCAUCAUGUACCGCCGAGCUAUCUUCUUCAUACACUGCCCCUGGGUUUCGUUGACAACGUUCCUGGGUGACAAGUCAGACUCAGGGGUCACAGAGCAGAUGCGCGAGCCGUGCAUAGAGCGUUGUAUUAAGUCAGCAACCUCUGUGAUCAAGCUAGCUAGUAGCGGACUGUUCCUUGAGGAGGAGCUUGGAAUUUCAACAACUCCCGGAUUGGCUGAUAUGGGACAGCUAUUACUGAUUUCACUCUUUUGUAUUAUUCACCAUCUAGUCUAUAGCAAGAAGGCGAACCGCAAGGAGCUGAUACCAUAUCUUGCUAUUUUUGGUGGUUUCCUUGGCAGGCUAAGCUUAGACAAUGAGGCGUUACUUCCUAGUUAUUUAGAAUUAGUACACCUACUUUCAGCUAGUUAA
Colletotrichum navitas is the source of this 760-nucleotide messenger RNA. RefSeq lists its product as uncharacterized. Lineage: Eukaryota; Fungi; Ascomycota; Sordariomycetes; Glomerellales; Glomerellaceae. The transcript is spliced from 2 exons. The record is from RefSeq and is a predicted model, not a curated record. Bases 53 to 760 code for a protein of 235 amino acids.